Scomber japonicus (chub mackerel) is the source of this 942-nucleotide messenger RNA. RefSeq lists its product as uncharacterized. The record is from RefSeq and is a predicted model, not a curated record. The transcript has 5 exons. Gene Ontology annotation, biological process: response to bacterium. Lineage: Eukaryota; Metazoa; Chordata; Actinopteri; Scombriformes; Scombridae. The coding region runs from base 1 to 942 and encodes 313 amino acids.
AUGCUGUUUGGAUUUUUCAUCCUGCUCAUCUUCAGAGUUGCACGAUGUGCAGACGAUAAGAUUUUUGUGACAGAGACUGUUGGUGUUGGAGAUGAUGUGACUCUGACAUGUACCCGCUCUGUGACUCCAACAACCACCUUAUUCUGGAUCAGACUUGUUGCUGGAAACUUGCCUGAAUUCUUGGGAGGAACAUAUAGUUUUAAUUAUGGUCUUGUUAAUAAGACUCCUCACACUCCUCGCAUUACAGCUAAACAAGAGCCUGGCACAUUUGUCCUGCAUAUUAAUAAAGCUGAACUAAGCGAUACUGGACUUUACUACUGUAUAAAUGUACAUGAAGUUAACAUGACAUUAUUGAAAGGAACAUUUCUGAGGAUUGAAGGACCAGAACCUGAUAUCAUUACUGUUACUGAAGACUUUCCAUCUGAUCCAGUUCAUCCAGGAGACUCUGUGACUCUCCAGUGUUCAGUGCUCUCUGAUUCUGAGAGUAAAACAUGUCUAGAAGAACACAAAGUGUACUGGUUCAGAGCUGGAUCAGAUGAAUCUCAUCCUAGUUUUAUUUUUGCUCAUGGAAACAGUGCUGAUGAAUGUGAAAAGAGUCCUGAGGCUCGUUCUGCACAGAAAUGUGUCUACAGCUUCUCUAAAAGCGUCAGCUCCUCUGAUGCUGGGACUUAUUACUGUGCUGUGGCCACAUGUGGAAAGAUAUUAUUUGGAACUGGAACCAAACUGGAACUUGUCAGCGUGUGGGAUUUGCAGAAGGCCAACACAGUUCUGAUUCUGUUGUGUGCAGCUUUGGCUGCGAGUCUGCUUAGAAAUGAAGACUCGUUGGUUUAUUCUGCACCAAACUUUACCAACAGGAAAGUUGGCAAAGUGGGGAGAAGGAAUGUAAAGGCAUCGGAAGGAGAGACGAUCUACAACGAUGUCAGAGCUUUUGUGGCAGAUUGA